Molecule: messenger RNA, 349 nt
Organism: Staurois parvus
Lineage: Eukaryota; Metazoa; Chordata; Amphibia; Anura; Ranidae
Source: the annotation of a GenBank genome assembly
GACAAAAAAUGGAACACACCAGCAGUGUGAGGAGACCUGAAAGUGGCACAUGGCAGAGUGUGGCGAUGGAGACAGCAGCAAUGGGAGGUCCGUACAGGGACCCAUGAGAGACUCUGGACCUGGCAGCAGCAUGAGGAGGCGGUAUGUAUAGGGCCCAUGGCAGAUUAGGGGCCUGGCAGCAGCUAUGGGAGGCCCGUAAUCUGCCGCACCCUAUGACAAAAAAUUGGAAACACACCAGCAGUGUGAGGAGACCUGAAAGUGGCACAUGGCAGAGUGUGGCGAUGGAGAAGCAGCAAUGAGAGGCCGUACAGGGACACCCAUGACAGACUCUGGACCUGGCAGCAGCAGG